AGUCUUUCCUCUCGUCGUUGAUCGGCGAUUUCUCAUGACAUAGUUGCGAAACAGAGGAAAUACAUGUAGCAGUAGUUUUGACUCAAUAUCUAGAUUCACUAUUAGAGAAGAGCAGCUGUAGCUCCGUGGUAGAGUGGCGGGGAUUACUGUCCCCUCGUGCUACGACAAGAAAUGUCGAGCAGAGCGUGCACCCAGUGUGGGUGUACUGACAUCGACAUUGAUCAGGCCCGGGGUGAUGCAGUCUGUACCAACUGUGGAUCUGUCCUGGAGGACCAGAUCAUUGUCUCGGAGGUGCAGUUCCAGGAAAACUCAGCAGGGGGUGCCUCAGUGAUAGGCCAAUAUGUGUCACAAGAUGGAACCAAGUCUCAGGGUCUGGGAGGCUUUCAUCAUGGCUUUGCCCGGGAGUCACGGACCAUGACGCUGCAGAACGGUAAAAAGAAAAUCCAGCAGCUUGGUGCACAGAUGAAGCUGAACCAACACUGCAUAGACACUGCAUUUAACUUCUUCAAGAUGGCUGUCACUAAAAGACUGACGCGGGGACGCAAGACCAACAAUGUCAUUGCUGCAUGCUUGUAUUUGGUGUGCAGGACGGAAGGAACACCUCAUAUGUUGCUGGACUUCAGUGAUUUGUUACAGACGAAUGUGUACUCCCUCGGUAGGACUUAUCUUGCCAUUUCAAAAGAACUGUGCAUCAACAUUCCAGCCAUAGAUCCUUGUCUGUACGUGAGCCGGUUUGCCCACAAGCUGGAGUUCGGUGACAAGACCCACGAGGUGUCUAUGACAGCCCUAAGGCUGGUGCAGAGGAUGAAGCGAGACUGGAUGCACACGGGGAGACGCCCCUCCGGCCUGUGUGGCGCAGCUAUCCUUGUGGCAGCAAGAAUGCACAAUUUCAGCCGCACUGUUCGAGAUUUGAUCAGAGUUGUCAAAGUUUGUGAAACAACAAUUAGGAAACGACUGACAGAAUUCUCCGACACAGCAUCGAGUCAGCUGACCAUUGAUGAGUUUAUCAAGAUAGACCUGGAGGAGGAACAUGACCCACCAUGCUUCACGGAGAGCAAGCGGAAGGCCAAGCUGGCCCAGCUGGAGGAGCACAACAAGUUCAGCGAUCUCACGGCGGAGGUGAGCAGCCUCCAGACGGAAAUUGAGAAGUCCCUGGAGCCGAGAAAACCAAGAGGAAUAUUUGCAUCAUACUCAAAAAUGGGAGACGACUGUGAAGAGAACGAUGAAAUAGUGGCUGCAAGUAACUACCUCGCUGAGGAGGCUGUGAAAGAUGCAACAGUGGACCUACUGAGUGAUGAAGAAGCUGGUGACGUGAAGGACAAGACCGUUAAGACAGAGGGAUGCCGUUCAGGAGUGGAAGAUGCAGUCAAGCUAGAGUCCAAAGAGAGUCUCACCCGUCGAGAAGCAUUGACAGCGAAAGGGUUAACGCCGUCUGCUGCCAGUCUGGGCAUCAAGGAGGUGGUGGAAGAAUGUAUGAAAGAGGACAGUGAUUCAGAGUCUGUGGUUGUGGGCGUGGAUGGGGAAUUGGACUUAGAAGGCAUCAAUGAUGAAGAACUUGACUGGAUGAUACUGACGGAGGAGGAGGUGCGGGUAAAGACGAUGGUGUGGAUGAAGGCCAAUGAAGACUACCUGCAGGAGCAGAAAGAGAAGGCAGAGAGGAAGAAGAGGGAGGAAGAGGAGGAGGCGCUGAAACCAGAGAAGAAGAAAAAGCGAACCUACAAGAAACGUAUCCAACAAACGGGUGAAGCAUCAAGUGCUAGAGAAGCCUUGGCUAAGAUGUUAUUAGAAAAGAAACUGUCAAACAAGAUUAACUACGAUGUUCUGAAUGAUCUUAACUGUAAGGCCAUGAAGAAUGAGUCGUCGACUAAGCCAGAUCUGGAGAUGGAGCCCCCUCCUACUACAGAUGUUCUCACCCCAACAGAAGUGAAGGUCUCCAAGUCAAUACUCAAUAGAUUUAAGAGAUCAAGUGUUAACAUUGAUGUGAAACGAGAAGCUCAAGAGGACUCUGACUCAAAGCGGGUUAAGUUCUCAGUAGAUGCAGAAGUCAAGCCGGAGGUUGUCGUAGAGAGCGGACCAAUACAGUACGAGACGAAAGACUCUGAUGGGGUGUACAUUGUUGAUGAAGAGGAGGAGGGUGAUUAUGAGGAAGACGACUAUGGCGAAGAGGAAAAUGUCAGUGCAGCCAAACUCCUUGGACAUGAUGCAGUUGGGGGCUAUGAGGAGGAACAAGAUGAAUACUAUUUGGAUGAUGACUGACAUCAAGGGAUUAGUUCUCUUCUUAUUUCUGUGAUAUGAACAAAGUGUUUAUGGUCAGCUGUAUCUGACCUGAACAAGCUGCAGGGCAAGAGAGAACCUGUUCCCAGUUCUGGCCCACAUCAUCGGACUUCCUUGUUCACUUCCCACUCCAGGGUGUGAAAACUGUCAUUGAUGUCGCCAUUAUGGGCAUCAUCUAACAAGUGUCACCAGGGAUCAGUGCAGCUAACACACAAUGACUCUGGACUGAUGCUAGAGAUGUGCAAUGUGCUGGACUCAGGCUGAGUGUUGGGUUACAAAACUACCUCACUCUUCCACGCACCCAACUGAUGCCAGGAAAUAAUCUGCAAGUGAAAACUACCACUGCCUAUCCUUACCAUACCACCAUACCAUGCCACUACUCUAUCAUACCUCUCAAGCACGACGUUAAACCCAAUUUCACCUCACCUCUAUCAUACCAUACCAUCAUACCAUGUCACUACCCUAUCAUACCAUGUCACUUCCUUGUCCGUACCACCCGUGAAGGUCUGGGUUAGAAUGUUGAUCUUCAGUAACCCAUGCUUGUCGUAGAGGCGACUAACGGGAUCGGGUGGUCAGGCUUGCUGACUUGGUUGACACAUGUCAUCUGUUCCCAAUUG
This is a messenger RNA of Haliotis rubra (blacklip abalone), 2891 nucleotides long. RefSeq names its product transcription factor IIIB 90 kDa subunit-like. Gene Ontology annotation, molecular function: RNA polymerase III general transcription initiation factor activity; RNA polymerase III type 3 promoter sequence-specific DNA binding; TBP-class protein binding. Gene Ontology annotation, biological process: transcription by RNA polymerase III; transcription preinitiation complex assembly; DNA-templated transcription initiation. The transcript is spliced from 20 exons. Gene Ontology annotation, cellular component: transcription factor TFIIIB complex; nucleus; transcription preinitiation complex. Bases 172 to 2256 code for a protein of 694 amino acids. The record is from RefSeq and is a predicted model, not a curated record. NCBI's taxonomy places the organism in Eukaryota, Metazoa, Mollusca, Gastropoda, Lepetellida, Haliotidae.